AUGUCGCCAGACAUACCCAUCCCAAUCACCAGCAAUGGUGCCAAGGUGCCGUUGCCCAAGUAUUACGCGACGGUGAAUUCGGUGAUGCCGCCGGAGUACUGGGACUAUGAAACGGCAGCCAUUGAGUGGUCGUUGCCUGACGGGAUUGAGGUGGUACGCAAAAUCGGUCGUGGCAAGUACAGCGAGGUGUUUGAAGGGAGGCUGAUAUGUGCGGACGGUCGUGAGGAGUUAUGCGUUGUGAAGAUUUUGAAGCCAGUUAAGAAGAAGAAGAUUCGGCGGGAGAUCCGUAUCUUACAAAACUUGGCAGGUGGUCCGAAUGUGAUUCGGUUGAUUGACGUGGUAAAGGACCCGCUGAGUCGUACGCCUUCGUUGAUAACGGAGAUGGUGGAGAAUUCUGACUUCCGGAAAUUGUAUCCUCGACUUACUUUGUACGAUGUGCGGUAUUACAUUUUCCAAUUGCUACGCGCCCUUGACUUCUGCCAUAGCCGAGGCAUAAUGCAUCGAGAUGUGAAACCUCACAACGUCAUGAUCGAUCAUAGUCGACACAAGCUUCGUUUGAUUGAUUGGGGUCUAGCAGAGUUUUACCAUCCGGGACGAGAAUACAACGUUCGUGUUGCAUCUCGUUACUACAAGGGUCCCGAACUACUGGUUAAUCUGCAGCUAUACGACUACUCCCUAGACAUGUGGUCGUUGGGUUGCGUGCUCGCAGGAAUUAUAUUUAAAAGGGAGCCUUUCUUCUACGGCUCUGAUAAUUAUGAUCAGCUUACACAAAUCGUUAAAGUCCUUGGCUCGCCUGACUUCAACAUCUACUGCCAAAGAUAUAAACUCAAACUAGAUCAUAUGUACAACCAAGAUAUAUACGACAAAUAUCCUAGACGCCCAUGGAGCUCAUUCAUAAGAAAGGACAAUACCCACCUAGCCACUGAAGAUGCAAUUGACCUACUUGACCAACUUCUCAGAUAUGAUCACACUCAGAGAAUCGUACCGAAAGACGCCAUGAAACACCGAUUCUUCGAUCCUGUCAGAGCUGACAUUGAACGAGAGAUUGAGGAGGAUGAGGCCAACAAAAAACACACACGCACACUUGCGGAGGAGGAGAUGUUUAAAGAGUGUUGCGACGAUUGUUUGGACCCCAAGGGUCGGCCAGAGCACCCGCCGUAUUUGUAUGAGGCCCGGGGGCCUUUGAACGUGCCAGCGGGAUUGCAGCCGCAUGAAUACGAGCCCUUCAUGACCAUGACCAAGUUGAAUCCCACGUUGCGGGGGCGAUAUGUGACCGAACCGCGGUCGACGGUGAAGGACGACCAGCUCUUCGAAGACCUAUUUAACGCACCGGCUUCGAUGCCACCGGUGCGAACCGGCAAGCUCGGAGCCGCCCCGCCGGAGCUCAACGACCGAGGGUUCCCACUACCCGUCGUCGAGCCAGCCGGCGUGGAUCCGGCCGAGCUGCAAAAGACCAUCAACCAAUCGAACGGGGAACGACCGAACCGCGCCCGCGAACCGAAAAUCCAGCGCCUGAUCUCGCAACCCCCGCCCGUCACACGAAUGACUUGGGCCCAAUACCGACGCGCCGUACCCCCUGCCGUCAGCCAAGUUACGGAACCCGUCAACUGGAGCGACCAACUCCGAGGUAGCUCCAUACAACAACAUGCUAUCGUAAGCAAGACCGGAAUACAACUACCGUUGGACAAAAUGAAACGUGAACAAUCAGCACUAGAGCAAUCUGCACCAGAGCAAUCUGCACCGGAGCAAUCUGCACGCGAGCUUGCGCGCGAACAGUCUGGGCAAGAGGCCCUAAAAGGCCGCGCCCAGACGAGCACUGCCGUGAUCUUGCAGCCGAACCAUGAUCUUUCGGCUCUCCGAGAAGUGGCCCGCCAGGCCUCUGCGACCGGGCGCAAUCAGGCGACGAAACGGAGCCCCCCGAGUAUUCCGAAAGCCAAGUCCAGACCACCACAGUUAGCAGGUCGCGGCGGGCCGCCGAGGGCCAUGGAGUCACCUCCCGAGCUUGUGAGAGAAUCCUCUGGACGCGGCAAGCCCAUUACGCCCGAACUAGCUGCGUCUAGACCCACCACAUCGAAGCCUGCGAUGGCGCAACCCAAGGAGGAACAACCAACUAAAGAGCAAUCAACAGCGGAAGAGCCAGUGGUGGAGCAGUCAGUGGUUGAACAGCAGGUUAAGAGAGUGGUACCCCGCCGGUCUCAGACGCUGCAGCCUAGCCAGAUCGAAGCGGCGAUCAAGGGUCUAGGAAAGGACCUUGAGAAGGCGCAAUCCCUGGACGACGACCGGGACGCCGCGGACAGACCGAACGGCCUCAUCGCGGAAUGGAUUAAGGAACGAAAGGCGGCGGAUCAUGGACCCACGGAGGCCGAGGGCCCCCUGGUCGACCUGGAACCUCUAGAACUGAAACGAGUCGAACCGGUUCCGGAUGUAGCAGAUUUGGUCGCCGAACUCAAGAAGAAAUUCCGCCGUAACCGCCCCCCGGCAUCAAGCAGGUCCUCUGGCUCCAGCUCGCUCAGCAAGCCGGACCCAUUCUCUAAGAAUACUCACGAAAAUCCUUCUCUCGACCUACGCCCAGCUCAAGGCUCAGGCCCAGCUCAAGGCUCAGGCCCAGCACGAGGCCGCCAAUACCAAGGCCAGCAAGACCAAGGCCCGCAGGACGGGGGGCGUCAGGACGAGUCAUCGAGUCCAGUCCCUGAAGACCUGCAGCUGACCCCUAACGGGCAACAGGGCGCGAACAAGCCGACGGGUAUUCGGCGCAGCAAAUCGUCUCCGCCCCGUGGGAGUGGUUCGAUAGCGCUGCUGGACGCCGGCGACCUGCUGAACGUCAGCAGGUCGCUGGGGGAUCCGGAGCCCGGGAGUUUGUUUGCUGGUCGUCUGAAGACAGGUGAGGGGAAGGCAGGAGACCGCCUGGCACCACACAGUCCUACAACAACAACAGGCAGCCGUCUGGUGGACAAUCGUGCCGCGGGUAAAAGUCGUGCGGAUGACCGGUCCUCGUCUGCGGCGGUGGAGGCAAGGCUGCGGAGGGAAAUGGAAGGUGAGCGUGAGAGGUUGCGAGGCAUGUUAGCCUCCUUGGAGAGGCGCAUGGAGGCCAAGGCAUACCUGAGUAAUUUGGAGGAGGGCGCUGCAGACGAGCGACGUCGGAAUCGUGAGGCGUUAGCGGCAGUGGACCGGGAACGAGUGGCGGAGAUUCUGGGUUCAUCCUACAACCACCGGGCCCAUGUGGGGCGCAGCGCUUCUCAAGGCGCAUGUGUGACCCUCCAGAACGCCGGCGCGGGGGCUGGGGCUGGGCGCCGGUCAUCCGCGGACGUAGGCGGUCCGGGGUCGGUUGCGAGUUGGGUGAUGCGGGACUUGUACAAGCCCACACACCUCGACCUGCACGAGGCGGUUGAGCGCAAGCUCAAGGCGCGCGAAAAGGCGGAGAAGCCCACGGCAAUGGAGCCCGGCACGGGCGACGAGGUCGCUGCCCUUCAUGAAGGCCUCGACGCGCGUCUAAACAAAGCGAGGCUGGACAACAAACCGGCGGGAACGAGGACAGAACAGGGCUCGGGAUUAGGCGCAGUUCAAGGAGGAGAGUCGGGGCCAUCUCGAGGUGCUGGGUCGCGAAUGAUCGCACCACGACAAUUGUCUGAACCGCCCAAGUCGCGAGUUCUAGACCCGUUGGCGGCGACGCGCUAUCGCGCAGAUCUCAAAUUAGCGGCCCGCGCUCUGGAGGGCAAGGAGGAGUCGGCAUUUUUCAGCACCAUGCCACGCGGCCUGCGGUUGGAGUUGGAGCGGAUGCGGCUGGCCCGAGAACCCGUGACGGUGCGGAUCAAACGAAGACCCAACGAGGCACGCUACCGCGAAUUAAGGCGCCAUAUCUUCGACCGCAUGGAGCGGGGCUCUGUGAACCCGAGAGACCCGAAACGAAACACUUGGAUGAAACUCCUACAGAGUACCGAACACGGCAAACUGCAGCGCGAGUUAUACGACCGCCUUUUGCGUUUCGGACUCAACAAAAGGGACGCCUAUCGCCUCUUGGUCGAGAUCAAGCGUAAACGUGCAGCCGCUCUCGACAAACCGGCCAAGGCCCAAGACAGCGGCUCCGAAAUCAGCAUCGACGAAGGCAUCUCGCCCCCCACCAAUAUUACGCCGCCCGGAUUGCUCAAAGUCCGGACCAGACUCACGGCCGCCGAAGCCGAAGCCGCCCCGGGCGGAUCCGCCGGCGGGGGGCCGGCUAUCUUGCUCAAGACAAAGGAGCAGGCGCGGCCGAACUUGUUCCCGCCUUUCCCGGGACAGGAGGAGUUGCUAGCGGAUGACGGACUCUCGGACGAGAAGGUCGUGUCCCUAUUUGUGACGCCGAAGGCCCCGAUUUCGCCGGGUCUGCCGCAGCUGAGUCCAAUGCUGGCGGUCGAUUCGGAAUCGCCCAAACCGCCCACGGUCACACCCAAGGUGCCAGAGGGACCCGUUUCCACGCCCUUCGUAACCCCUGGUCACCCCGGGAGCCCGAAGAAUCCGUCGGACGUCGACGCCGUCGGGCCCGGACUGGAAGUUAAGUCACUGCGAGCCGGCGGCCCAGCACCUGGCACAGGUGCCGUUGGCGGAAUGCCCGUGAAGGUCUCAAUUCUGACCAAGGUCGCCGACCCCGUCCAGACUAGCGCAAUUCGUGAAGGCAAAGCGGGCGGCGUACCCUUCAAGAUCAAACCCCACCCGAAAGCUGCACCGCUCAUCAUCCGCAAGACCUCCCUAGGCGAGCAGGAGGCCGCCGUCAAGUCGCCCCAACCGCCCGGGCCGGGCCAGGCGCCAGCUGCCGAGAACCUCCCUGCUGUCAAACUGUCACCGGCUGCUCCCACACUCGGAAAAGGACGGCCGGCAAAACCGGCUAUGAAGGUGACCGGAGCUAAGGAAGGACCGCCGGCCAAGGGAGGACCUCUAGCCAAGGAUCCUCCUCUCAAGCCGGGAAUCGGCAAAUCACCCAUGGCCAAACCUCCGUCCGAUCAAGCUACAAGCGGUGAGGAAACCACCCCGAAGGCGCCUGGCGUACCUUCCAAGCCUGCCCUGCCCCCCAAACAGCUACCGAUGAAGCCGGGAGUGGGCAGACCACCUACGGUUAAGCCUGCGUCGGAUCAAGCUACAACCGGUGAGGAAACCAGCUUGAAGGCACCUGGGAUCUCUUUAAAACAGCUGCCAAGGCUGGGUGCGGCUGCAGAAGACCGCGGGACUGCCGCCGGGACCCCGAAGCCUCCGCUGCUGGGUAAGGCUCCGUUGGCACCCAGGACUCCUCCUACGGCCAAGGCUCCAUUGACCCCCAAGAGUCCUCCUGCGGCCAAGGCUCCGCUGACCCCCAAGCCUCCGCUGCUGGGUAAGGCUCCAUUGAUUCCCAAGCCUCCGCCAAUGGGUAAGGCUCCAUUAGCACCCAAGACUCCGUCUACGGGCAAGGCCCCGUUGACUCCCAAGAGUCCUCCUACGGGCGAGGCUGCAGCGACUCCGAAGACUCCUCCUACGGCCAAGGCCCCAUUGACUCCCAAGCCUCCGCUGCUGG
Gregarina niphandrodes is the source of this 5518-nucleotide messenger RNA. RefSeq names its product casein protein kinase 2 alpha subunit. The transcript is spliced from 5 exons. Gene Ontology annotation, molecular function: protein serine/threonine kinase activity; ATP binding. Gene Ontology annotation, biological process: protein phosphorylation. Lineage: Eukaryota; Apicomplexa; Conoidasida; Eugregarinorida; Gregarinidae. Gene Ontology annotation, cellular component: protein kinase CK2 complex; cytosol; nucleus. The annotation marks the transcript as partial. The record is from RefSeq and is a predicted model, not a curated record.